AUGAAUACUCCCUCAACAGCUUCGGACUCAUCGAGUGACUUUAUCAACGAUUUCAGUACCAAUGGCCUCACAACGAACUUGAUUUUUUUCAGCAAUGAAUUUCCCAAUGAUGACCUUAAAGAUUUAUUUCGUCGUCUCCACAGGCAUAGUAAGGACAAGCGGUUCACGUUGCUGGCCACGUUCCUGGAAAACUGCGCCCGGGUCCUAAGAGAAGAGACCAGCCGCUUACCGCAGCACCUGAGAGAACUCAUUCCUCCGUUCGAGGACUUAUUCACAUUGGUAGAUGGUGGGCAAUUUCACCUCGGUCCAUUAGGAGCGUCAAUGGAAAGCGCCUUUCUUUGUGCCCUUCAAGUUGCGAUGAUCAUUGGUCACUAUGAAGGCCAAAACAUUGAGUAUGAUCUCACCGCCGAGAAUACUGUCUUGGCUGGUUUGAGUAUAGGACUUCUUGCUGGUGCUGCUGUUUCGCUCUCGAGGACUCUCUGUGACCUCACAAGCACAGGUGCGGAGAGUGUUCGAGUUGCUUUCCGUCUUGGAGUCUAUAUCGAUGACAUCUCCCGGAAGAUUGAAGCUCGGGAUCCUGCUGCGCCUCCGCAGAGCUGGGCCUAUGUUGUAACUGGGCUGUCUGAAAAGGAUGUUCAACAAGAGAUUGACAAGUACAACGCCGACACUUGCAACACCGAACUUACAAAGAUCUUCAUUAGCGCUGCGGAUAAGAUCUCCAUCAGUGUCAGUGGACCACCUUCUCGCAUGAAGGAUAUUUUCUUGCGUUCGCAGAAGCUUCGGCAUUCCAAGUAUCUACCUCUUCCAGUGUACGAAGGCUUGUGCCAUGCUCCUCAUUUGUACAAUAAGGAGACCAUCUGUGAUGUUAUCAGCAAGCCCGAUCCACAGAUCCUCCGCAACAAGCGGGUUCAGAUUCCGCUGAUCUCCUCGGAAACAGGCAAGCCUUACAAUUCACUGCUAUCCGGCUUCCUUUAUGAAGAAAUCUGCACAGAGCUUCUCACCGGUUCUAUAUACGUGGACAAAGUUACUGCUGGUAUCGUUGAUGGCAUCUCCAAGUUUCAUUCACCCAGCUGCCAGGUGAACUUUUUUCGCACGACCCUUGUCUUCAAGGGAAUCAUCUCCGCCAUCGAAACAGAACUCCCCCAGGUCAGCAUCAAGCGCCAGGAUUUGUUGGACUGGGUUCCUCUGUCCUUCGGGCCUCGUCAGCCACGUCAUUUCAAAGAUUCCAAAGUGGCAAUUGUUGGAAUGGCUUGUCGGAUGCCUGGAGGCGCAGAUGACAACGAAUUGUUCUGGAAGAUAAUGGAGGACAGACGGGACACACACACGCGUGUGCCUGCUGAUCGAUUUGAUCUCGACACUCAUUAUGACCCCAGUGGAAAGACCGAGAACGCAACACAAACGCCAUUUGGUAGUUUUAUUGAUCGCCCUGGUCUAUUUGACGCUGGAUUUUUCAACAUGUCUCCCAAAGAGGCUGAGCAGACCUGUCCGAUGCAGCGCCUUGCAUUGGUCACUGCCUACGAGGCUUUGGAAAUGGCUGGACAUGUGCCGAACCGUACCUCCUCCUCAAAUAGCAAACGGGUUGGGGCAUUCUACGGACAGGCAAGUGACGAUUGGCGUGAACUCAAUGCCAGUCAGAACCUUGGAACCUAUGCCGUUCCAGGUGGUGUACGUGCUUUUGCCAACGGUCGCAUCAACUACUUCUUCGGGUUCUCCGGUCCAAGCAUCAAUCUCGACACUGCCUGCUCAAGCGGCUUGGCUGCUGUUCAAGCUGGUUGCUCGGCACUUUGGGCUGGUGAAGCUGACACCAUCGUUGCUGGUGGUCUGAACGUGAUCACAGAUCCUGACAACUAUGCCGGGCUCUGCAACGCUCAUUUCUUAUCCAAGACCGGCCAGUGCAAGGUUUGGGAUGAGAACGCCGAUGGCUACUGUCGCGCUGAUGGCGUUGGCUCUGUCGUUCUCAAGCGACUUGAAGACGCCGAGGCCGAUAAUGACAACAUUCUGGGUGUUAUUCUCGCUGCAGCCACCAAUCAUUCAGCUGAAGCGAUCUCAAUCACCCACCCACAUGCCGGUGCCCAGAAGGACAACUAUAAUCAAGUCAUGCGAGCUGCCGCCGUCAAUCCUCUUGAUGUGAGUUUUAUUGAGUUGCAUGGAACUGGUACUCAAGCUGGCGACUCGGUUGAGUGCGAGUCGGUUUGCGAGGUAUUUGCCCCUGUAUCAUCGCGCCGUCGUAAUGAUCAAGCUCUUCUUCUUGGUGCUAUCAAAUCGAACAUUGGCCAUGGCGAAGCUGCUGCAGGUAUUGCAUCUUUGAUCAAGAUGCUCCUUGUUUACCAGAAGAACAUGAUUCCUCCUCACAUUGGCAUCAAGACCGAAAUGAAUCCCGUCCUUCGCAAGAUUCUGGAAAAGCGCAAUGUCGGGCUUGCCAUGGAAAUGACUCCAUAUCCAAGACGCAAAGGAAACAGCCGCUACGCUGUCGUCAACAGCUUUGGAGCCCACGGAGGCAACACCACUGUCCUUCUUGAGGAUUCGCCUGAACGCCAGGUUGUUGGCGUAGACCCUCGGUCUACUCAUGUCGUUGCAGUCUCUGCAAAGAGUAAGGGAUCUCUCAAAGGUAACAUCGAAGACCUAUUGUCGUAUAUUGAGAAGAAUCCGUCCACCAGCCUUGGUGAUCUCGCUUACACAACCUGUGCUCGACGCAUUCAGCAUAACUUCCGAGUUGCCACUGCUGUAUCUAGCCUUGACCAGCUUCGCCAGUCCCUCGAAAAGCAGGUGGACACCGUGUCUACGCUACGUCCGAUUCCACUUGAUGCUCCUUCGGUCGCAUUCACCUUUACUGGACAGGGGGCUUUCUAUGAAGGAAUCAGUGCUCAAUUAUUUGAGCACUUCCCUUACUACCGCAAUCAGGUCAUUCAGUUGGAUGACCUAGUGCAACGUUUUGGAUAUCCAUCCAUAGUUCCUGUAAUCAUGAACAGUAUUGAAAAGUCUGAUGUCUCUCCUCUUGUUACUCAGCUCAGUAUUCUCGUGGUCGAAAUUGCUUUGGCGAAGUUCUGGGCCUUUUUUGGGUAUUCACCCUACUGCUGUGAUUGGACACAGUCUGGCGCUUUAGUUGUCGCCGAAGUUAUCUCCGCAGCAGACGCGAUUCUGCUUGUUGGCCAGCGCGCUACCUAUACGAUGAGCAAGUGCGAGGCUGGAACACACCUCAUGCUCUCUGUCAUGGCUAGCUUAGAGGAAAUCCAGCAGGCUAUCGGGGAAGAUGGCAAUUACGAAGUCUCGUGUCAAAACGGUCGUUCUGACACAGUCAUCAGUGGUACUCGCGAUGACAUCGAAGAAAUUCGCCAUGAUCUAGAUGCCCGCGGUUUGAAGUGCACUCCACUUGACCUACCCUUUGCAUUCCACACCAAGCAGAUGGAUCCAAUGUUGGACCUCUUCGAGCAGACUGCCAAGAACAUCUCAUUCAAGGCUCCCAAUCUUCCUGUUAUCUCUCCUGCCUUGGGCGCAUGUGUGUUUGACGGGAAGACGAUCAAUGGAAACUACCUGCGUCGUACCACACGCGAGCCUGUGAACUUUAUCGGGGCUCUCGAUGCAGCUGAAGCAAUGGGCAUCAUUGAUCCUCAGACCAUCUGGAUUGAUAUUGGACCGCAUCCCAUCUGUGCCUCGUUUAUUGCCAAGCAUAUUUCUGGCGCAACGGCUUUGCCGACGCUGAAGAAGAACGAGGACAACUUCGCGACUAUUACCAAGACUCUUGCAUCCUUGCACACUCUUGGUGUGGAAGUUUGCUGGAAUGAGUACUACCGGCCUUAUGAGCAUGCGCAUACUUUACUCAAUCUCCCUCACUACCACUGGAAUGCGAAGGACUAUUGGAUUCAGUACAUCGGAACCUGGACACUUGACAAGGCCUUGUUGAAGUACGGUGAGACAAAAUCUAAAGACUUAUUCAACAUGCGCGGCAGCUCGGCACUCCAAACUUCCGCUGUGCAUCAGAUUACCCUGGAGGAGAUUGGGGAAACUGCCGGUCAGCUGAAGACUUUAUCCGAUGUGAUGCAUCCUGAUUUCCUCUCUUCGGUGAAAGGACACACAAUGAACAAGUGUGGCGUGGCCACUUCGUCUAUCUGGUGUGAUAUGGCAUAUACCGCUGGAGAAUAUCUCUUCAAGCGUAUGAAUCCUACUUGCAGGAAGGUGGACAUGAACCUGGCAAACAUGGAUGUUCUCCAUGCCACCAUUGCCAAGAAAGGCUCCAGUGGCUCUCAACUGAUCGCUCUCGAGUGCAAUCUGGAAAUGCCUUCCCGCACAAUGACUCUUGCAUGGUAUCACGUCCAUGAAAAUGGUACUCGUGACGAGGCUUCUUUCGCAACCGCCAAUAUCUUCUUCGAGGAGGCCGCAGACUGGCGCACUGAAUGGGACCGCAUCGCCCACCUCGUCAGCGGACGUAUCGAGGCUCUCGGUCAAAUGGCAAUCGCAGGAGAGUGUAACAGAAUCUCCAAGAACAUGGCCUACACUCUGUUCAAAAAUGUGGUUGAUUAUGCUGACAAGUAUCGCGGCAUGGACUCGGUCGUUUUGCACGAAUAUGAAGCCUAUGCUGAUAUUACCCUUGUUCCCGAGACACACGGCAACUGGCACAUUCCUCCUCAUUGGAUUGAUUCUGUCUCUCACUUGGCCGGUCUCAUUAUGAAUGCCAGUGAUGUCUCCAACACCAAGGACUUCUUCUACCUCACUCCUGGAUUUGGCAGUCUCCGCUUCAUUGAGCCCCUUUCACCCGAUGCAAAGUAUCGUAGUUACGUUCGCAUGUUUCCCACGAGUGAUGUCAACGUUCGUGCAGGAGAUCUUUACAUCUUCCGCGAUGACAUUAUUGUGGGCAUGCUGGGCCAGAUCAAGUUCAAGCGAGUCCCCCGUUUCCUGAUGGAACAGCUUUUCACUACCGGUGAAAAGGGUGCCUCUGUUCAUGCCCCCUCGAUGCCUCCUCAGCCAACACGCAUUACUCCUCCCGCUCCAGCUGCGCCUAUCAAGACGGAUGUUAUAGUACCGGCCCCGGCACAGGUAGUUGAGGUCAAGAUUACCGAGCCAGUGCAACAGGUAGUUGUCAAAGUAGAGGCCGAAACCGGUGUCAUUGGCGACGUUGUUAGCCUCAUUGCACGUGAGACAGGUCUCGAUGUCUCUGAGAUUACGGAUGAGACUACCUUUACGCAGAUUGGCGUUGACUCUUUGAUGUCGCUUGUUCUUGCUGAGAAGUUCAGAACCGAACUACAGCUCGAUGUUAGGAGCUCUUUGUUCCUCGACUGUCCUACAAUUGGUGAUUUGAAAGGAUUUAUGGAGCAAUACUGCUAA
Molecule: messenger RNA, 5319 nt
Organism: Penicillium longicatenatum
Lineage: Eukaryota; Fungi; Ascomycota; Eurotiomycetes; Eurotiales; Aspergillaceae
Gene: nscA
Product: non-reducing polyketide synthase nscA
Exons: 5
Coding region: 1-5319 (1772 amino acids)
Biological process (GO): secondary metabolite biosynthetic process; fatty acid biosynthetic process
Molecular function (GO): phosphopantetheine binding; 3-oxoacyl-[acyl-carrier-protein] synthase activity; fatty acid synthase activity
Source: RefSeq, a predicted model, not a curated record